Podospora pseudopauciseta is the source of this 1876-nucleotide messenger RNA. RefSeq lists its product as uncharacterized. The record is from RefSeq and is a predicted model, not a curated record. Lineage: Eukaryota; Fungi; Ascomycota; Sordariomycetes; Sordariales; Podosporaceae. The coding region runs from base 410 to 1096 and encodes 228 amino acids. The transcript has 4 exons.
CCCCGGCUGCACUUGAGCAAACGACGUCUUGUCUUCUGUCAAACGUCAACGACGACCACCACCACCACCACUUCCUUCACCACGCUUCUAAACCUCAUCAUAUUUGGGUACACCAUCUUGUGCUCACCCGGCAAAGACCGAAAUUUUCUCUUCAUCAUUAUCAUUUGCCUGCUUACUUUCUGUUUCUACAUCAUUCUUCUUACAGGUUCUAAUGAGGCUGUGCGAGCUAGGUCUCUGCCAAUGCGGCCACGGUCACAACGCGUCACAAAACGCAAGGCUGAGCACCAUAUCACAGCACAACCACUUUUCUACAACUCCACUUGAGCCUCUUCCUCACCAAAUUCUGAAAAGGGAUGUCGGCACCAAGACCAGCCCAAUUGCUGAUCCGGCAUAGUCAAAUGAAUUCUUAAUGUCCAUUGACCAAUCACGAUGUCUCCGGUAUGCCACGGCACCACCAAGUCAACUAUUAGCACCCACGAGGCUACCUCAGCCGUUUCAGACUGUGUCGGGCAUGCAGCGCACCAUACCAUCCCCACCAAGGAAGGGAAUCACAAUACCAAGACUUGCCACCCUCCUCCCCUUCCACACUAUGGUGGGAGGAGGGAACCUCCAUCGAUCCCCUUUCCAGGAAGAGCUCAUACAUUACAAUGACCGUCGUUCCAGGCACACCAACCCCAUACCCACGACCUCGUCAAGAGGUGAAUGCUCAGCCUCCGCCAUAGUAACACCGGACCAUUCCAUGAUGAACAGCAAUGAGAUGACUCCACUCCUCUCCCGUACCGAGUGUUCUUGGGGCCCGGAGAGCUUCCGAUAUGCCCGUCGUCUUGUUUCAGAAGACGCCCUCCCGUUGGUUACGACUUGGCUAUCCACUGAUCUGAUCGCCGUCGACGACCAGAGCAUAGCCACGGGCCAGAUCAGGUUCCGCAUCAGGUGCUUCUCGUGCAUCCGCUCCUUACCCAAGGUGCCACCGGCUCGCACCUGCGUGCAAAGAGUCUAUACGGGCCGGCAAAUCACAGGGCUGGAUAUCGGCUCUCCUGUGACGGAGUACCGUGACUGCAACUGCAUUUUCCUUGCCAUGAGUUUCAAGGGGCUCUGAGAUGAAGAAAUCAGGGUGAUCCACUUGAUCGUCUGGGCUAUGUGCAGAAGUGGUCCUGAAUACAUGAUCAAAGGUCACUCGCGCACCACGCUACUUGCGUUGCCGUCCGGGCCGUCACUGCAGAUGCUCCACAAGUUUCAAUAUCAGUUGGUGCUAGUCUACGCUGAAGCGAUGAUGAACAGCAGAGCACUGCCCGGAUGUGCUCCACGCGUAAGCGGUAAUUAGUGAUGUUUACGGUCCAACUGCAGAUUCUUUGCCCCGAACGGGCAGAUAGUGAAGACAAGAAAAGGGGGCAUAGGGCUGAACGGAUGGGGGUUGGGAAGCGAUACUGAGCAUGGCGCAGUGUGGAUGUCGUCUCGAGUAGACACGACAGUGAUGGAGUGUUCCACAGUAGUGCUGAUGAAGCGUCAUGGAUGGGGGUUGACACUAGAGACACACCAUUGCACAGCCGACCUCCGUUUUGGCCAUCCUCGAUGAAGAAGUGCCCAGUUGAGAAUCGUGCGCGCAUGCUUGCAUCGAAACGUUGGUGAGUCAAGAAACGGGCAUGCUUGGAUUGGGACGACGACAAGGCAACCAGGGUUCCUACCUGAAUACAGAGCCUGUAUUCAGGGAGUACCUGGCCGACAGACGUGCAUAUGACUUUUGACUGUGCCAGAAACUCAAUAUAUCGAUGGGGUGGUGGUUUUUCCACAGCCUCACCCACAUCACUUCAAUUACAUACGGCUCAGAUAGGCAUCAACUCCAUUUUUUUUAUUUUUUUAAAAGUCUAUGCAUAACUGU